AUGGCCAGCCGUCCGCCGGCCUCUUCGCCCGGCUGCUUUCCUCUCGAGGCGGUUCCGCUUUGCUUCGUGCCUUCCGGGUGCGUCGCAGGCGACGCGUACGCGCGACUCGAAGAUGAAUUGCGAGAAGAACGAAUGGCAGAAGCCGAACAGAGCGGCGGCUCGGUGGAAAACCGUCAGGAAGGACACGUCACGUCGACCGGAGGAGGAGAGAUGGCGGAUUUUGCUACCCCGACUGUCGAAGCGCGCCGAUGCGACGACGGUCGGGAAGCAGGAACGGGAAUACAGCGCGCCGAUUCCGUCACCGGCUCCGGCGCGCAAAAAGGGGAGAAAGUCGAAGGAGAGGGGCGCAGAGGCGGAAACGGGAGAAAUGCGGAAGGGGGCGGCGGAAGAAGCGGGGACGGCGAUGGUUCCGCCGUGCGGAAGCCCACGUGGCAGGAGCGGAGUGGCCUGCGGCAGCGAAAGCAGUCCAAGGGGCCCUCGAAGCGCGUGCUGAAGCGAGUUGAUGCCCCUGACGGUGUGUUGGCGACGUACGACGACGCAUUUCUGUUCGGGCGCAUCCCCCUACCCAUGCGCCUGCGCGCCAUGCUCUCCAAAGGACCCCUCGCGCGCCUCUUCCAAAUCCUGGACGUGGUGGCAACGCUAGGGUCUGUCACGCUCUAUGUGUGGCAAACGUACCAUCCGGACAUGAGCCUGGAGUGGAUGGUCACCUUGCAGACGGUUUUCAGCUCCUUCUUUCUCGUCGACUACAUCAUCAACCUCUUCAGCGCAUACUCAUGGUUUCAGUACAUGGUGUCAUGGCAGGGCAUUCUCGACUUCAUCUCGCUGCUGCCUCUCCUCCUCAUCCGCUUGAAUAAGCAUGCGGGCACCAGCAGCGGUGUGCGACUGCCGCAGCUCCUCACCUUCCUCCGCGUCAUCCGCACCAUAUCGAUAGUGAAGGCGGCUCUCACCAUGCGCAAUGCCAUCCUUAAAGAAAUGAUAGCCCUUGGAUUCACCAUCUUCACCGUCUUGCUGGUGGGGGCGGGCAUAUUCCAGUAUGUGGAAUAUUGGGACACCAGCGAGGCAUACAAGACAGAGAACGACUGCCCUGCCAGCGGCUGCACCAACUUCUUUGAUUCUUUCUACUUCAUGGUUGUCACGGGGGCGACGGUGGGGUAUGGUGACGUGACGCCGCACUCGGCAUGGGGGCGGGUGGUGGCUGUGGGCACGAUCUUCGCCGCCCUCACAUACAUCCCGCUGCAGAUCGGCCGCCUCGUUGAACUCGCCUCCAACCGCCCCUACGGCGGGUGGUUGUCACGGUACCGCACGGUGGGGAGGCGCUUUGUGGUGAUCUGGGGGGUGUCGUCUGUUGACUGUGCACGUGACCUGCUCUGCUCCUUCUUCUCGCCGCUGCACAAUGGCCGAGUCCCCGUCUAUCCACUCAAGGUGGUCUUCAUGGGACCCGACCCCCCCUCCUUUGCCUUCAAGGCGCUUCUGGGUUUCUUCCAGGGCAAGGCGCGGUACAUGCAGGGGCAGCUGGACCGUCCAGAUGACUUUGAUCGUGUGGCUGCCAGGGACGCCCUCGCCAUCUACCUCCUGGCCAAUAGGAGCACAGAGGACCCAGAGAGUGAGGACACGGCGCAGCUCAUUCGGGGGCUCGUGGCGCACCGGUCGUGCCGGGGGCGUGUGAGAGUGGCGGUGGAACUGCUGCGCCCUCAGGUGGAGGGCAGGGGCGCCAUGUGGGGGGAGGUGGGCGCGUUGGAGCUCUUUUGCACGGACCCCACGCGCUUCUGCCUCCUCGCUCGCAGCUGCGAGGUUCCGGCGGUCAGCACGCUGGUCACAAACCUAUUCUCGUCGGGCCCACCGCUGCCACCCCUGCGAGGCGCCCCACACCUGAACGAGUACAUGCAGGGGCAGCAGAUGGAGUCCUUUCCUAUGCUGCUGCCCCCCGCCUUCCAUGGGAUGCUCUUUGAAGCGGUAUGCCGGGACUGGAGUGGCGGAGGUAGUUAUGUGUGUGUAGGUAGCUCCUCAAAACCCCUCUCCACCCCCUCCAUCGUCCACUACGGCCCCCGCCUCCACCCCCUCAAGAAAAUCGUCCGCUCCUCCACUAACUUCCCUGCUGCCUUUGGUGUGGGUGGAGAGGAGGGGCAGGAGGGGAUGACGGAGGGGGAGCAGGGAGCAGAGGAGGAGAGGCAGGUGGUCGGUGGGGAUGGGGAUGGUGUGGGGAGCGCGACGGGGAGAGGGGCAGCGGAUGGUGGCGCUGCCAGCUUGCGGAAGAUUUUCCUGUUUCCACGGGGGCAUGUGAUUGGUCCAAGGGACGUGGGGCAUGUGAUAGCGCCGGAUCUUGCUACUGUGGAGAAGAUCUCCCGAGCGGCGCACUCGCUGUCUGCAAGGGCGGCGGGCGGCAGCUGGGGCGGCAUGCGCCAAUCGUACUCUGGGAGAGGGGAAGGGCGGGACGUGGAGGAUCCAUUCGAGAAAGUCGUUGACAUUGAUGAGGAAGGGGAGGGGGAGGAGAAAGCGGGGGAAUGGAAGGAGGAUGUGCAGGAGAAGUGGGAGGAGCGGGAGAGGCGUGAGGGGGAGGAAAGGAGAGGAAAAGGUAUCUCAAGUUAUGGCAGCUCUGGUGGCAGAUGUGGUGUACAAUCCUCAGGUGCUGCUGCCACAGGUGAACCUCUUGCGAUAAGUGACCAAGAUCAUGCCACACCUUUCAGAGUUCCCAAGGGGCGCCCACACGCCGCCAAGCUUCUGCAGCUGCUGGCACGAGCUUGUGCCACAUGGGCCCACGCUCCCAGUGCUGCCUGGUCACCAGAGGCUCUGCUGACGUGGCGCCAGAUCAUUUUUGAGAGGGCGGGUGGGGAGGAGAGCACAGAAGGAUUGGGGGAGGAGGGGGGGGACGAGGAGGAGGGGGAGGCGGAGGCGGAGGCGGAGGAGGAGGAGGAGGAGGAAGAGGCGGAGGCAGUAGCCUCUUCCUCCCGCCCCACCUCGGCCUCAUGGCCCCGCGGGCCCUCGCACGCGCCCCUUCCUCACUCCUCGCCCCAGCGUGGGGAAGAGGAGAGGCUGAGCGGGGCAGUAGAGGUGGCAGAAAGGGGAGAGGAGAGCAGCGAGCAUGCUACAGAGCAGCAGCAGCAGCAGCAGGGCGAGGACGAUGACGAGGCUCUCAUGGCCAAGAGCAGGGCUCUGGCGCGCCAGCUAUCAAGAAAAGUCUCCUCCCGUGCUCUCUCCCGUUCACUCUCCCGCACUCCCUCCGGCGCUCUCUCUCGUGCUUCUUCCCGCUCCUCCACCCGCUUUUCCCGCCAGCCCACCCUUGCGUCCUCGUCCAUCUCUGCCCCCCCAGUGCCCCAGCCGCUGCCUCUAGCGGCGUCAGUCAGUGCAGUCCUGGACUGGCCGCCCACUAGGCCCUCCCGCCGCCACUCACUCUCCUCCCGCCGCCACUCACUCUCCUCCCGCCGCCACUCGCUCUCCUCUCGCCGCACCUCACUCUCGUCUCGGCGUUCCUUGCCAGCCUCUCACAGUACCUCGCUCGACUCUCUCUCUCACACCAACACGGUUGCUCCAAUGGGCUUGACUAGAUGCACAGGUGCGGCAGGUUCAAGCAUGGGCACAGCAGGUGUAGGGGGGGCAUCUGGUCACCCAGAAGCAGGUCUUGAGAGCGUGGACGAAGCAGGCUUGGACGCAGCGAGCGUGGAAGCAGCAGGGGUAGACGCAGCAGGCAUGGAGGCAGAAGAAGCCAGCGUGGUGGUGCUCACAGAGCCACCUGCCCUGCCCGCGCGCCCGCACCCGUCUACGCUGCAGCGCAACCGCAGGAAGAUCGCGGCCCACCUGGAGAGUCGCACGCUGGCAGCGGUUGCAGGGGUGCUGCCCCGCGCGCACGUGCUGGUGCUGCUGCAGGGCGAGUGCUGGCCGCACUCCCUGCACUACUUCGUCAGCUUUCUUAGGAGAGAUGAGGGCGCGUGGGGUGAAGGCGGAGGCGGAGAGGGAGAAUGCGGGUCGUUUAAGGAGGGAACAGGGGAACGGGAUGAUGUGGAAGGGGGAGACGAGGGGAGGAGGGAGGGUGCAGAGGGGUGUGUACCGAUUGUGUUCCUGUGGCUACAUGAGCCGAGUGAGGAGCAGUGGGGGUGUGUGGGGCACCACCGCCACGUCUACUUCGUCAGGGGUUCACCCAUCUCCCCCAUGGACCUCCUUCGAGCCGGCGCUCUCACUGCAGCCAAGAUAGUCAUCAUGGCGUCAGACACCGUUGCCUCGCCCAGCACGGUGGGGGCAGCGGGGGAGGAGAGCGAGGGCAGCACGACAGCGGGGGCAGCGGUGGACCCAUCCAUAUUCGCGCAGGACGUGGAGAACGUGCAGAUCGCUGCUGCUGUGCACCGCCUCCUCUCCUCCCACUCCGCCUCCGCUUCCCCCUUCUCCGCCUUCCCUCCCUCCUCCUCCUCCGCCUUCCAGCCCGACCUGCACCUCACCGGCACCGAUUCCUCUGUUUCCCCGCUCCAUCACCGGCACCGACCUGCGCCCUCAGCACCGCUCCCGUACCCUGCCCAGCCUUCACACCCCACACACACCCCAGAGGGUGCGUACAGCAACAGCGUGUUGUGUGAGGUGCAGCAUGAGGAGAGCUUCCAGUUCCUGCCGCCGCUGAGCGUGCUGCACGGAGCGCUGCGGCAGUGGCGAGUGUCCCGCCGCACCACUCUCAUCAACCACUCGCUGCUGCUCCGCUGUGCACCUGCCUUCAUUGAUGGCCGCGCCUCCUGCCCUGCUGGCCUGAUGUUUCUCAUCCACGGAGCGCUAUUGAACCGCAACCUGAGUGCACACCACUCUGCACCACUCCGGAGAGAGCUGGUGCUGUUGGCAGUACCAGCAGAGUAUGUGGGAGGGUCAUUCGAGAGUCUGUUUGUGGGUCUGCUGCAGCGGUAUGGGCAGCUGGCUGUGGGGCUGUACCGCUGUGGUGGGGAAGGGCAGGGGGGCCCUCCAGUGCCGUAUGUGGCCACCAACCCCGCUGCUGAUGCCACUGUGGGCCAUCAUGACCGCGUGUACGUGGUGCGAUAG
Closterium sp. Naga37s-1 is the source of this 5010-nucleotide messenger RNA. Lineage: Eukaryota; Viridiplantae; Streptophyta; Zygnematophyceae; Desmidiales; Closteriaceae. The record is from the annotation of a GenBank genome assembly.